Molecule: messenger RNA, 2818 nt
Organism: Leptinotarsa decemlineata (Colorado potato beetle)
Lineage: Eukaryota; Metazoa; Arthropoda; Insecta; Coleoptera; Chrysomelidae
Cellular component (GO): extracellular matrix
Source: RefSeq, a predicted model, not a curated record
CUCGAGGUCUAUUCUAGUAUCUUUGCAUAGCUGGGGGUUGUGCAGUUCUAGUUAGGUGUUUCAUCGAUAUUUUCCCGAUAUGGACAAGAUUUUGUCGCUGGUGCUGCUAAUUGGAGCAGUUUCAGUUAGGACCGAGCCUCCAGUAAAUUCUUAUCUUCCGCCACAAAAUGGUGCCCCAAGCCCAAAUUACGGUCCACCAGGAUAUCAACCCGGAACACCAAUAGGAAAUGGUAAUGGUAAUGGAAAGUUGAACGGCAACGGUAACGGUAAUGGAAAUGGUGGAAAUGGAGCAAGUAAUGGCUACCAUACUAAUAGUGACCAAUUACCAGGAACAAGUUAUCUUCCUCCGACAAAUGGUAAUGGAAAUGGCUAUGCCAAUGGUAAUGGAAAUGGCUAUGCAAAUGGUAAUGGAAAUGGCAGAGUAAACGGUAACGGUAAUGGUAAUGGCAACGGUGGAUAUAGAAAUGGCUUGCCAACCCCAUUAUACGGCGCUCCUUCAAAUGGAAACGGUAAUGGCAAUGGUAACGGUAAUGGAAACGGUAACGGUAAUGGUAAUGGCAGACCAGGUUCCGCUUACUUACCUCCAGUGAAUGGAAAUGGUAACGGCAAUGGUAAUGGAAACGGUAAUGGCAGACCAGGUUCAGCUUACUUACCUCCAGUGAAUGGUAAUGGCAACGGUAGACCCAGUUCCACAUAUGGUGUUCCUACAAAUGGUAAUGGUGGAAAUGGAAAAAGUAAUGGUAACGGUAAACUCAGCUCAACGUACGGAGCACCAAUCAAUGGCAAUGGUUUAAACGGAAAUGGUAAUGGUAGACCCAGUUCGACAUAUGGGGCUCCUACAAAUGGUAACGGAGGAAAUGGAAACGGUAAUGGUAACGGGAGACCAGGAUCUGCAUAUUUACCUCCAGCGAAUGGCAACGGAAACGGCAAUGGUAAUGGUAUACCUAGUUCGACGUAUGGAGUACCUACCAACGGUAAUGGUUUGAACGGAAACGGCAAUGGUAGGCCAAGCUCCACAUAUGGUGCUCCUUUAAAUGGCAAUGGAGGAAAUGGAAACGGUAAUGGAAAUGGUCUACCGAGUUCAACAUAUGGAGCUCCCACCAACGGCAAUGGCGGAAAUGGAAAUGGUAACGGCAGACCUAGUUCAGUUUAUGGAGCACCCACUAACGGUAAUGGGGGAAACGGCAACGGUAAUGGGUUGCCAAAGCCUGUUUAUGGACCACCAACUAAUGGUAAUGGUAAUGGCUAUUCCAACGGUAAUGGUAAUGGUUAUGCAAAUGGGAAUGGAAAUGGUAAUGGAAACGGGCAUGUAAACGGAAAUGGAAAUGGUAAUGGUAGACCCAGUUCUACAUAUGGAGUUCCCACAAAUGGUAAUGGUGGCAAUGGAAAUGGUAACGGCAAUGGAAGACCGAGCUCAACAUAUGGAGUUCCCACAAAUGGCAACGGUGGAAAUGGAAAUGGCAACGGGAGACCAGGACCAGCAUAUUCACCUCCAUCAAAUGGCAACGGAAACGGCAAUGGUAAUGGUUUGAACGGAAACGGAAAUGGCAGACCCAGCUCUACAUAUGGAGUUCCCACAAAUGGAAAUGGAGGAAAUGGAAACGGUAAUGGUAAUGGCCGACCGAGUUCCACGUAUGGAGCUCCCAUCAAUGGCAAUGGUGGAAAUGGAAAUGGUAACGGCAAACCUAGUUCAGUUUAUGGAGCUCCCACUAACGGUAAUGGGGGAAACGGCAACGGUAAUGGGUUACCAAAACCUGUAUAUGGACCACCAACCAAUGGUAAUGGUAAUGGCAAUGGUUAUUCCAACGGUAAUGGUAAUGGUUAUGCAAAUGGAAAUGGUAAUGGAAACGGAUAUGCUAACGGAAAUGGUAAUGGAUAUGCCAACGGAAAUGGUAAUGGUAAUGGAUAUGCGAACGGAAACGGUAAUGGAUAUCCAAAUGGUAAUGGAGGAUAUCCUAGUGGUGGACCCAAUGGCGGAGAGGGAUUGAACGGGGGACCUGCCAAAUAUGAGUUCGAAUACGAAGUGAAGGACCCAGAAAGCGGAAACGAUUUCGGCCACAAAGAAUCCAGGGAUGGAGACUUAACAAUAGGCGAGUACUUUGUUUUGCUACCAGAUGGACAGAAGCAGACUGUGCAAUAUGAAGCUGACACUGACGGCUAUAAACCAAAGAUCAGUUACGAAGGUGGUAAUGGUAAUGGUGGAUACCCUAGUGGAAUACCAGCUAAUGGAAAUGGUUACCCCUCAAAUGGAAAUGGAAACGGGGGUUACCCGUCUAACGGCAAUGGAAACGGCAAUGGAAACGGGGGUUACCCAUCAAACGGCAAUGGAAAUGGAAACGGUGGUUACCCGUCAAAUGGUAAUGGUGGGAGUAAUGGAAAUGGUGGAUACAGAUAUUAGAUGCUCCAAAUUAUUAUUUUCCAACAUUGUACAAAAAUUGAAGAGUUUAUAUUGUGUGCGGAAUGGUUGAUGAGAAUGAAUCCAUUUUAAAUUUCAUAAUUCGAUGGGAAUUUGAAUAAUAUACGCUUAUUAUAUAGAUAGUAUUGGAACAUACAGUUUCUGUGUAAACGUUUAUAGUAGUCAGUAGGUAUUUUAAAUGUAUAAAAAAGGGAUAUCUUCAAAUGUCUCGUCCGUACUAUGCUUAUACUGAAAAGAAAUUACGAGUAAGCUACCGAAUGAAAGUAUUAUUUAUUGUAUUAUUUCUCAUACUACUGUAUAAAUAAGUAUAUAAGGUAAUUUAGGAGUAGGAAUUCAGAAUAUGAAUAUUUAUAGUUAGUUUGUAACGUUGACAACUGCAUUGCUCAUGGAACUCCGACUGAC